Molecule: messenger RNA, 2081 nt
Organism: Neltuma alba
Lineage: Eukaryota; Viridiplantae; Streptophyta; Magnoliopsida; Fabales; Fabaceae
Product: CTL-like protein DDB_G0274487
Exons: 7
Coding region: 258-1757 (499 amino acids)
Biological process (GO): transmembrane transport
Cellular component (GO): membrane
Molecular function (GO): transmembrane transporter activity
Source: RefSeq, a predicted model, not a curated record
UCUGUUUCCUGUUUCCUCUCUCUGUUAGCCGUUGAGUUUCAGUCCUCCCUCGCUCCCUCUCCUGCUUCUUAAUCUCUCUCAAUUCUAUUAUUCUUUUUUGGAUUAGUCAAAAACCCUAAAAUCACCAUCCAUUGACCUUUCUGUUCUCAGUUUCUCACAGCCUUUCCACUUGGUGCUCAAGCUUUCCUCUGUGGUAAUAUCUCCAUUAUGACCUCUUUUAUAUUGUUGAUCCCUGCAAUGUUCCUCCAUCGCUCUCAAUGACGGACUCUUCUCUAUCACCCGCCUCCUCCGAUUACGGCUCCGUCAACACCGCCGAUCAGAAUGCGGGGCGGAGUCGGAGAAGUGGGGGCGUUAGUGAAGUCGUGAUCGUGCAGCAAACGCGUCGGUGGCAUGACGUUUUCUGGUUAGGAAUAUUUUUGAUUCAUUUGAUUGGCCUGGGGUUCCUUCUGGGGCUUCUCGGCCUCAAUAGGUUUAAGAAGGAGAAUAGACUUAAUAUUGAUAGGUAUACUGCCCCGUUUUCGGAGAAUAAAAACGGCUUGACCGAGGAUUUCUGGCCUCUCUAUGCUGUUGCUGGUGGAGUUGGGACUGUUCUGGGAUGGAGUUGGUUGUUGUUGUUGGGUUCUCGUGGCAGUCAAAUGAUGAAGGUCUCGGUCCACAUCCUCACCACUUAUCUUGCAGUGAUCAGUGUUUUGUGUUUCUGGGCUGAACAGUUUCUCUGGGGGGUCUUUUUCGCAAUUGGGGCUGCGUUGCAGUUCUUGUACAUCAUAUCGGUCAUAGACAGACUCCCAUUUACGAUGUUGGUUCUACAGAAGGCUGUGAAGAUGGUGUGGAGUCUUCCUGAAGUUAUGAGAUUGGCAUAUGCAUUUAUGCUUGUUGUGCUUUUAUGGAUGGCCUUAUGGUCCUUUGGAGCAGCUGGUGUUGUGGCUUCGAGCAUGGGUGAUGGUGGACGCUGGUGGCUUCUUGUGGUUUUCUCUGUAAGCUUAUUCUGGACUGGUGCCGUACUUUGUAAUACUGUACAUGUUAUUGUGUCCGGGAUGGUGUUUCUUGUUCUUAUUCAUGGUGGCAGAGAGGCAGCAUCAAUGCCAGCUAAUCCUGUAUUGAAAUCUCUUAAGUAUGCUUUAACUACAUCUUUUGGCAGCAUAUGUUAUGGCUCAUUAUUUACAGCUGCUAUCAGGACACUUCGUUGGAAGAUAAGGGGCUUUAGGUCAAAGAUUGGAAAGAACGAGUGUUUGCUUUGCUGUGUUGAUUUCCUUUUUCAUCUUGUGGAGACUCUUGUCCGUUUCUUCAACAAGUAUGCCUAUGUUCUGAUUGCUGUUAAUGGUAAAAAUUUUAACCAUUCGGCUAGAGAUGCAUGGGAGUUAUUCCAGUCAACUGGAGUUGAAGCACUCGUAGCCUAUGAUUGCUCUGGAGCUGUUCUGCUAAUGGGUACCAUUUUUGGCGGGCUGAUUACAGGAACUUGCUCUGGUGUUUGGGCAUGGCUCAAAUGGAGUGACAGAGUACUUAUGAUUGGGUCCACGUCUAUGUUGAUGGGAAUGGUCUUGGUAGGAGUGGCAAUGGUAGUGGUGGAAAGUGCUGUUACAUCCAUUUAUAUCUGCUAUGCAGAAGACCCCUUGUUGAUUCGUAGAUGGGACACUCAAUUUUUCAACCAGAUGUCUGAGACACUACAUCAGCGAUUACAACAUCGGAGUUCCCGGGCUAGUGAGGUUAGAAUGUUAUAUCGGCUCGAUGGGCUGGUUCAAGAAAAUGCUUCAAUUUGAGGGAUCACCUUCAUUUAUCCCACUUGAAUCACUGCGUUUUUCUCCUCUUGUUUUUGUGGUUUGCCAUAGGGUAAUUGUCGUGUUUUAAGCUGUAAGUUUUAUUGUGAUGUUGGGAAGAGUGUGUGUCCAUAUCUGAGUUUGGUCUUUAAUUUAUAACAGUGAAACAUUAGAUAAGGAAGAAAAGAAUUGUUUUUCCUUUUUCAUUGUAGUUUUUGUCAGUGUAUCUUGGUCAAAUAUUUUGUGUAAGUAUUUACUUUACAAACUGCAAAUUGUACAGUCUUCCCAUAUUUGGUCGGAAAUAAAAUUACAGUUUCAUUGUUGAGA